Chara braunii is the source of this 1820-nucleotide messenger RNA. The record is from the annotation of a GenBank genome assembly. NCBI's taxonomy places the organism in Eukaryota, Viridiplantae, Streptophyta, Charophyceae, Charales, Characeae.
GCCCAAACGAGGUACGCCAUCUACAACACGUCGGACAGGACCUCGGAAACCGCAUUACGAGGAUGUCCAGGUGCAUCUACUGCGGCCAUAAAUUCCAGGGCGCACAGUAUGUCGCAGCAAGGCACUUCAAGCAGGGGAAGGGUUGUCCAGGGGUGACAAACAAGGCACUCGUUGAUAUCCCCUGCAACAGCACCUACAAGAUGGAGGGCAAGCAGUUGGAGCAGAUAGAGCGGCACGUGGAACUCUAUGGCAGUGCGCCACCUAUGGAUGUAGACGAUGCGGCAGGAGGGGCGGGCACAUUAGGUGCAGGCGGUGAUGAAGUGGCAGGGCAUGGAGUGAAUAAUAUGUCGAUGUCAUCGACGACGUGGCGUAGGAGCAUGUGCAAGCGCCGUACAGGCAACGGCCUACGAAGGCUGUAGUUGGAUCGCAUUGGUAUGCAUAUGUCGCGCAGCAUGCAGUGGACUCAACAAUUGCAGAUUGAUAUGGCAAGAGAGCUCCACGUACUGCCCAGUGCCACAACUCAGCUCAACUUCAGGAAGGUGCAGGAGCGGUGCCAGAUGAUGACGGAGCGAGCACACGCUGGCGCUUAUCUUUUGUGCCCCAACCGUCAUGACAUGAGGUAUUUUUCAGUGGGGUGGUCGAUUCAUACCACAGUCGGUCACGAAGACUUACAUCCUCUCAAAGACCGGUUGCACGUCGCCAGCGAUUUGUAUUCGCGAGCAUGCGACCAGUUUCGAGAUUUCCAUGUGCGCGACGCAGCGAUUGGUUGGGGUGGUGUGGACGUGUACCGAUACGCACGUAGUGCGGCAGCCAUUUUGAGACCAUCGACUCCACAAAUUGGUGGUCCAAGUUCGGACAUUGCGCACCUCAGCUGCCCCAACCAUCAUGACAUGAGGUAUUUUAGUGGGGUGGUCGAUUCAUACCGCAGCCGGUUAGUGACGAUGGCGGAGACUUACAUCCUCUCGCAGACCGGUUGCACGUCGCCAGCGAUUUUUGCGAAAAGUGGCGGGGACAGUGAUUGGAGCGACCCUGGAGAUGUUCAUAGACGGAGCGGUGGGAUAGACGUAUUCGGGGACGAGGAGGGAGUGGAGGAGGGAGUGGAGGAGGGAGUGGAGGAGGGAGUGGAGGAGUUAUGGGGCCAGUACGGUGACACGGCGGAUGUUUCUCAUUUCGUGACGGACAUGGCAAGAGAGUUUGGUGUUGGGCAGGGGAUACCGUUCGGCCAUACCACUUAUGUUGUCGCUGCGGCUUGUACCACAAGGGGGACUGCCAUGAUGCAUGGGUCGUCGACCCGCCCUGGGACGCCAGCCCGACGUCAAGAUUUGGACGGGCCACCGUCAGGUGCUAUGGAGGGUAGGUGUGGGCAUCGUUGGCGAGUCACCAUGCCCUUUCAGCGAUCUAGGGUCUAUGGGGGUGCCCCCUGGCGUCGCUGGCAAGAGUCCGUCUUGAGGCGGGACAUGGGCAACGUCUUGGGUAUAUUGGCGAGGUUAUGCCGGGUUGCUUCACACCUCGCAUGCGCCAUGAGCUUGGUUUUGCCCCCUUCAAGGGGCGGGGAUGGCGGACCGGAGGGAGUGGAGGCCGACUACAACACGACACCCACAAGAGAGACGGCCUCAAAGAGGGAGGAUAGGUUGGAUAGCAAGUGUGCACAACUCCUUGACCGCGAAUGUCAUAUCGCGCAAGAGAUGGCACGCACAAGAGGAGCGCGGCCUUCAAACGGGCACGUGUACACGUGAGUCACUCGCACCCCCAACCGAUCAUGCAUAGGCGAAGGUCGACGACCCAGCAUCCACGCUGUGGUUAGCGGUCCAUCCACAUCA